Molecule: messenger RNA, 696 nt
Organism: Plasmodium gaboni
Lineage: Eukaryota; Apicomplexa; Aconoidasida; Haemosporida; Plasmodiidae
Product: gametocyte associated protein (GAP)
Exons: 1
Source: RefSeq, a predicted model, not a curated record
AUGAGGAGAACUUAUAGUAGGAUUUAUUGUAUCAACUUAAGCUUUGUAAUAAUAUGUACAACCAUCCUAUUUAUAUAUGAUACCGUUUCAAAUGGAUUAGUAUCAAAGAAGAAUAUAGUAUCAGAAAAUAAGAUUCAAAAUAAUUAUGAAGUGAAGAGUAGAAUAUUAUCUUCUCAUGGAGGGGUACAGGGAAUAUGGAAUAGUAGAAGUGAUUUGUUAAGAUUCCGUAGAAGAUCUACUUAUACCCAUUUGGAUCGUUUGCAUGAUUGUUUUUUUAGAGGAUUUUUAGAUUCUUUGAUUUGGCUAACUGAAGAAAUAUAUAAAAAUGAAAAUUCUAAUGAAAACAAUGAUGAUGUUAUAUUUAACAAUGAUGUUGUUACAUCUAACCAUGAUGGUGUUACAUCUAACCAUGAUGGUAUUAUAUCUAACCAUGAUGGUGUUACUUCUAACAACGAGGAUGUAAAUACUACGAAUGAGCAAGUUAAUACUAAUGUUGAAAUGAUAGAAAAAAUUAUAAGAAAACAAAUGUACCUUGAAGGUAUAACCUUAUCGAAUAGAACCGUAUCAAAUGAAGUUCGUAGAACUAAAGAAAGACAUGAUGAAAUAACUUCUCAGGGUACUACUGCUGAAGUAAUGGAGCGCAUGAUGAAACUCUAUGAAAUAGAAAACAAAUUAUCUAAGGAUAUAAUAAAAAAA